AUGAAGCAGAGCAUUUGUGCAUGGGCCCUGGCUGCCGCCAGCGUCGUGACCGCCAGCCCGGAGAAGGUGCAUGAGGAUUCUCUCGUGAGCUCGCACCUGAGCAAGCGUGGGCUCAAUGCAGACGGCGACUAUGUGAUGUCCUUCUUCCACGUCAAUGACGUCCACGCUCAUUUGGACGAGUUCGCCUCAUCAGGUGCCGACUGUACCAACCCUUCGCGUGGCUGCUAUGGCGGUUACGCUCGGAUCAAGCAUGCAGUUGAUGAGCUCCGCCCCCAGCAUGAGGACUCGCUGUGGCUCAAUGCUGGUGAUGAGUUCCAGGGCACCCUUUUCUACACCUACUACAAGGGAGAGAAGAUUGCUGAGACCAUCAACCAGCUCGGAUUCGAUGCUAUGACCCUCGGCAACCACGAAUUCGAUGGUGGCGAUGACGAGCUUGGUGACUUCCUUGCCAAUCUCACAUUCCCCAUCAUCUCUGCCAAUAUCCGCUCCGAGCAUCCGGUCCUGAAUCAAACAAUCAUUCCCUACAAGAUCUUUGAGAAGCAGGGUAUUGCCAUCAUUGGCUGCACAACCCCAACCACAAUCAAUAUCUCACGACCCGGCCCGGGCACCCAGUUCCUCGACGUGAUCGAGCAUGUUCAAGCUGCCAUUGACGAGAUCAAGGCCACUACCAGUAUCAAGCGCAUCGUUGCUUUAACUCACAUUGGAUACGACCAAGAUCAGAUUCUUGCCCAGUCCACCACAGGCCUGUCCCUGAUUAUUGGCGGCCAUUCGCACACCCCGCUCGGCAACAUGGGCUCCAGCCCCCAGGGCGCAUAUCCUACUAUCACCAAGGAUACUGCCGGUAACGAAGUCUUCAUUGUCACUGCGUACCGCUGGGGCGAGUACCUGGGCUACAUUGAUGUUACCUUUGACGAUGAGGGCCGUGCCAUUUCUUACGAUGGUGGCCCUGUCCACCUGGAUAACACUACCGUCCAGGACCAGGAGCUCCAGAGGCAGAUCGAGGAGUGGCGUGCGCCUUUCGAGGAACUCGCUGCCCAAGUCAUUGGUUUCAGCAAUGUAGAGCUCGUCCAGUCUACCUGCCAGACCGAGGAGUGCACCCUUGGUAAUGCCAUGGCCGAUGCCAUUCAGUACUACCGUGAUGGCUUUGCUGACUUCUCCCUCAUCAACGCGGGCGGAAUUCGCGCCGCUAUCGAUGCUGGAGACAUCACCCGCGGCGAAGUUCUCACCUCCUUCCCCUUCGGCAACGCCGUCACCGAGAUCACCAUGUCGGGUGCUGAUGUUCUCCGCCUGCUGGAAGGCUGCGUCUCCCGCGUGAGCAAGUUCAACGGAAAGCCUCUUACCUCGGGCUUCCAGAUUUCCAAGACCCUCAAGGUCCAGUACAACCCCAACCUUACAGCCGGUAGCCGCCUCGUUCGUGCUCUCAUCAACGGGCAGCCCAUUGAUACUGCUGCCAACUAUGUCAUUGCGACGCUCGAUUUCGUUGCUGGUGGCGGCGACAACAUCUUCCCAAUUCAAACCGGGUUUGUCCCUCUCGACCUUCAGGAUGAGGUUCUAGUCCGGUACUUUAACCAGACCAGCCCCAUCAACACCCAGAUUGAGGGCCGCAUCGAGAAGGUCGCUGAAAUCCCCGGUGGAAACAGCACUACCACCACUCCAGUCUCUACACCGGCCUCUACACCGGCCUCGACUCCAAUCUCUACCCCAGUCUCUACACCUGUUUCUUCAUCUGUCUCUAUUCCUGACUCUACGAGUACCCUUCGCACUUCGACUCGCACUCGAUCUUGCAAGUCCAGGGCUACCAAGACUCUCAACUAA
This is a messenger RNA of Clonostachys rhizophaga, 1815 nucleotides long. The record is from the annotation of a GenBank genome assembly. Lineage: Eukaryota; Fungi; Ascomycota; Sordariomycetes; Hypocreales; Bionectriaceae.